CCUGGAAAAAAACUGUUCGUGACUGAAUUCUGCAAGGGGCCCUGAUCUCAGUCCCUGGUCUGUAAGGUCACCAGGCUGAAGUGCUGCUGCCACGUUUGUGAAGCCAGAGCCCUGUCACGUGGCCCAGGCUUUCCUGCUGCUGCAAAACCAUCAGUUUUGUUUCAAAGAGGAGAAAAGAAGGAACAAAAGACUCGAUCCUUGAUAGCUGUAGUAGGGAUUGACAUGUUAGCCUGGCUGGGUGGCAUGUACACCCAGGAGUGACAAGAAAUUCAGCUAAGUUCAGCUGCAGGAGGAGCCGGCUCCCGUGGCGCAAGGCCGGAGGUCAUCGCUCAGCGGGGUGUGCUACCUGACCAUGGGUCUCCUCGUACUGCUCCUGGGCUUGGUCUUUGCGUCGAUGUAUGUGUACAGAUACUUCUUCAUCACCCAGCUGCCCCGUGAGAGCGUGUUUCACUGUGGCGUCCUUUACGAAGACUCGCUGUAUUCGCCGUUCAAAGGGCAGCUGGAGUUACACGAAGACGUGAAGAUUUACAUUGAGGAGAACUAUGAGCAAAUCAACGUCCCAGUGCCCCAGUUUGGAGGGAGUGACCCUGCGGAUAUCAUCCACGAUUUCCAGCGAGGUCUGACUGCUUACCAUGACAUAACACUGGAUAAGUGCUACGUCAUUGAGCUGAACACCACCAUCGUGAUGCCUCCUCGCAACCUGUGGGAGCUGCUAGUUAAUGUGAAGAAAGGGACGUACCUGCCUCAGACGUACAUUAUCCAGGAGGAGAUGAUCGCGACCGAGCAUGUCAGUGACAUGGAGCAGCUUGGCUCCUUCAUCUACCGGCUCUGCAGUGGCAAGGAGACCUACAGGCUGAAGCGGAGGAGCGUGAGGAGACGUAUCAGUCGACGUGAGGUUGGGAACUGUCAUCGUAUUCGUCACUUUGAGAACACUUUUGUGGUCGAAACUGUUAUCUGCAAAAAGUCAUGAAGACACUCUCCAGAUGUAACCUUCUUUGGCUUUGCUUGCACACACAUGCACACACAUGCUUUCGGCCCUCUCUUUAGACAUGGUAAUCUUACUUUUUUUACUCCCUCCCCUGCUUGUGCAGCUCUAACCUCUUGGGCCCAUUGUGGCCUCAGAGUUGGAUUCUCUUCUCUCCCUGCUACCUACCUGAGACGUUUGCUGGGCUUAAAUUUACACAGUGGUCAAAGAUAACCUAGGAUUAGAUGCAGCUUCUUCCACACCACAGGUUGGGAAUCUUUUUUUGGGAGCAGGUUUGGGGUAGGAGGGAUGGCUGAGAAACAGGAGCGCUGGAAAGAAGUGCUCUGAGGCUGCCUUGGCACCAGGACAGAAAGUUGAUGCAUAAGAAGAGGGUUACCAUUUUGAUGCUGAUGUAAUGAUCAGAAAUACAUAACCAGAUGCAUUUAGGAAAAGAAUAGGUGUGAGGCUACAGACAGGGUGAUUCAGGAAGCCCAGCAGAGUGAGGGUUUCUGCCCAAACCAUGCUGUGGUGGCCCCAGCUUGCCGUGUGCUGUCCCCCUGAAGACCAGAUUUUCAAACAUCAAAAGCAACAACUGUGUGUUGCUUUUAUGACCGGCUCCUGGCCCCUCCUGAGCACGGCAUGGCUCAGCGUGACCCACUGAGCAAUGCAGGGUAACCUGGUGGGUGUUCAGGGUGGGUGGGAGGCCAGGGCAAGGGGCAGUGAGGUAGGCUGGGAAUGACAUGAAUGGCGCAGCAUGUCCCUGCUCCCCAGUCACAAAGCAGAGGGUGAAGUGCAAGGCUGUGUGGUCUUUUCUCUAACAGAGUUGCAGCUGCUGUGGAUCCUGGGCAGAUGUGCUCUCACUCUGCCUAAGUAAAUAAGAGAGGUGAAUCUUUGAUGCAAGGGGCCAAAGCUCCAUCGAUGUCCCAUCUAUAGGCCGUGGCUGCAGGUGGAGUUGAGUGGUUUACUCCAGCCCUGUGUGUCCUGGCCAGCUCUGCUUGCUUGGGAAGAUGAGUUAUGUUCACAUGGGCCUGUCUUCCUGAGUUGCGGAGAUCCCAUCUGUGUGCAGAUCAGGUGCCAUGUCUACGUACAAAGUGGUGUCAGCAGAACUGGUAGUUGAGAAGCAGAUUAUUUUUUAUUUUUUUAACAGUGUGUAUUAUUGUGUAACUCCUCUGAUGAAAGCUGUUUUCAUAGCAAUUACUGUAGUCUAGCCAUGUAUCACGUUAUCUGCAGGCACCAUUGUAGUACAGAUACUGAUACAAGGCAAAAUUCAGCUGAUCGAUAUACUGCGGAGAAAUUGUGUGAACGAAACUGCAUUUCUAUUGAUCAUCAGACAGAAUUGCAGAGUAAUUAAAUAUUCUUCCCUCUGUUCCAUAAAUAUAGUUAAACCUAAUUAGGUUCUUGAAAUGCAGGCAGUUUUUUGGCUUGAAAGAAUGAGGCGAGUUUCAACUUGGCACAUUCUUGUUAAUUGGUUUCCAGCAAAUCGGGACUUGUUCACCAUCUGUUGAAAUGAGCUUGUUGUUUUAGAAGAGGAAGGAUAAAGUAAAUGCAAGUACAAUCAUUAACUCAGCAGAACCAAAAAACAUGAAUAUAUUUUAGAAUAAAACUUUUAAGUAAUAAUACUGCAAGUUAAUUAUGUGAAAACAAACCAGGAUCUCAAAAUGUAAUCCAAUGGGAAUUAGUAUGUCUUUAGAGGCUGAGAAUAUUAUUUUUUAUAUAUAAACCUAGUCAACUAUAAACAGUAGGUUUUAACAAGUAGAGGAGGAUGCUUUGGUUUCACUCUGCUUUAAGCUUGAUGUAAAAUGAAGAAUUACGUGCACUUCAUGCAGGUUGGUAAGGAAAGUUUCCCACUGCCAAAGGCGUAUUUGCUUUUCUAGCGUGUUUUUCCAACAAUAAUUUGCUGCUAGCCCUCACCUUUCAUUGCGGAGUGGAUGACAAGAAGUGUGUCAGAGAAUGGGUUCACUUAAUGGAAGUGCAGCAAACUGGUAAAUUUAAGCCCUGCCUUUCUCUUAAUUUCUAGGAACCUAAGCCUGCACUCAGGUGAGCAUACAGACCUUUUCCCCCUUCCUUCUGAUUCUGCAUGAAAUAACUGGUCAUUGCGUAUGCUAACUCUGUGCAAUCUGCAGUUGUCAGGACAAACCUUGGUUCUUUAAGGUGAACUAAUGUGGUCAGUGUUUCAUAGAAUGAGAAUGCAGUUGUCUAGAAAGAAAAUACAAGAUGCUUUGUAUAUUUUGUCUGGUAGGACUCUUACUUCUUAGGAAAAAUCUAUGGGAUAAUAAAAUCUUUUACCUCUGA
Molecule: messenger RNA, 3256 nt
Organism: Falco peregrinus (peregrine falcon)
Lineage: Eukaryota; Metazoa; Chordata; Aves; Falconiformes; Falconidae
Gene: ITM2C
Product: integral membrane protein 2C
Exons: 7
Coding region: 353-970 (205 amino acids)
Biological process (GO): negative regulation of amyloid precursor protein biosynthetic process
Cellular component (GO): Golgi apparatus; plasma membrane; extracellular exosome
Molecular function (GO): amyloid-beta binding
Source: RefSeq, a predicted model, not a curated record